AUGCCUGUUCCUUUUGAGGCCAUCAUUCCUAUGGGCAUUGUCGUUGCCCUCUUCGGCGUGACCGGUACGGGAUACAAUGCCGUUGCGCAUUUGGCAAACGAAGGCAAGCCGGUGCGACACAACCUUGACGAAUGGGAACGCAUGAUGAUGCGUCGUGAUCAACGACUUACAGGGACAAGACGUGGGCAAUCGUCUAUUUGCAUGAACGGCACGUCUAACGAGCAGCGAGAAGCUAUCGCCCCCGAACAAUUCGCCACCAAUAGCGGAUGGAGCGCAGAGCGGAUCUAG
This is a messenger RNA of Malassezia globosa CBS 7966, 288 nucleotides long. RefSeq lists its product as uncharacterized. Bases 1 to 288 code for a protein of 95 amino acids. The record is from RefSeq and is a predicted model, not a curated record. The transcript is spliced from 2 exons. Lineage: Eukaryota; Fungi; Basidiomycota; Malasseziomycetes; Malasseziales; Malasseziaceae.